CCCCCGCCAGCGCCCCAGGAUGCUCAAGGCUGCCUAAAACCGGGGGAAGGUCCCGCUGGUGCUGCCGCUGCUCCCUGGGUGCCCCCAUCCCCAAAUCCCAGCCCGAAAGGACUCCCGGCUCGUAGGACGAUAGGCAGGAGGAGCACGGAGCCUCCCAAGCCAAUGGAUCAAAAACUGCAGCUCCGGCACGCGGAGAAGAACAUCCCCAGGGCCGCCCGGGCGGUUUUCUGCCUCCUCCAGAUCCCGGAGCCGGACCCCUUCAGCCUGUGGGUUUAGGUGCUCCCGCCCGGCCGGCUUUGCCCCUCCCGGAGCCGGUGUCACCGGCGGAGAGCCCCGCUCGUCCUCGGCACUGGGGUCCCUGAUGGACCCUCCAGGAUCCCGCCUGCCCGGGACGGCGCUGAGCACCACAUGAGCGUGGGAGCGGCAUGGCCAGCGACGCGAGGAUGGGGGAGAGCCCGGCGCGGUGGAGAAGAGCCCCGGAGGCAGCGCAGGACUCGCGGGGGAUGGAGAGCAGCGGGAUGCUUUUAUCCCGAAGCGCCGCUGCCGACCUGGGACUCCCGGGCUACCCGGAGCCCGGCAAACUGAGCUACGGGAUGGAGAAAGGAUGUCCCUGGAGGGGCUCCGAGGGAUGUUUGGGACCCGUCCGGGGCUGCCCCUACCCCCCGGCCCCUCCGUGCCUGCGGGAUUCCCUGUGCCGCCCCAAGGACGGAGCCGAGCUCCCCCCGCUGCUGCCCCCCCGGAACGGGCAACCCAAAGCGGGCUGGGGGGAGCCCUGCAAGGAUCGCUGGGCCGAGGCCGUGCUGGCCCCGCUGGCCCUUUACAGCCACGCCUAUCACCGCUACCCCCUGCCCGUAGCGGGGCUGGACCCUCCGCGCCCCAGCACGGCCGGCAAGCCCCGCGGGGACGCGGCCGGAGACCCCCUGGCUUUCCGCCACUGUCCCUUCCUGGUGGAGGCCAAGCACAGCCCGUUCCUGCUGUCCUCGCUGCUGCCCCCGGCCGAGCCCCCGUUCGGCGGAGCGGGAGCGGAGGGGCCGGGCCCGGUGGGGGACGGGCGGUUCGCAGCUCUGGACUGGCGGCUGGGCUCCUACGGACCCGCCUGGGGACAGCCCCUCUACCUGGGGGUCCCGCCGAGGUGCAAGGCGGCUCUGACCCCCUUCGACGGCUGCUCCAGCUCAGGGAACAAGGAGUUUUACACGAAGAAAGAAGCCGGGUUCCACCCCUCCGCCAAGAACCAGCUGCUGGGCAAGAGCCAAGCAGGGCACGACAGAGACGGGGAGGGGGAGCCGGCGGUGCCGGAGCUGCCGGGAGCCCCGUGGAGGGAUGGCCGGGCGGGGGGCAGCUCGGCGGUGCCCGCUCCCCAUCCCCGCACGCCUCCCCCCAGCUCCAGCCACCCCCUGCUCCUCCUGCAGCCCGGCUCGGGGGGCUGCGGGGGGCCCUGGGUGGGCGCACGACCCCCGGGUGGGGAUUUCUCCAUGGACACGGGGCCGGGCCGGCCCUCGGAGCACAAAGAUGAGCGGCUUGGCUACCAAAGCGCCCAGCCUGGCUCGCCCCCUGGCUCGCUGGAUGGGCACUACCCAGCGGCUCUGGGCAAGCAGGAGAACCCCCCGGCCUGUGUGUGCCCCACCCCCGGCUGCGAUGGGUGCUCGGGGACAGGCUGCGGGGUGCCCAACCCCUUCGAGCCCACCCUGGGCACGGCCGGGGGGCGUUUCCCGUGCCCCCCCAGCAACCACACCAAGCUGAAGAAGACGUGGCUGACGCGGCACUCGGAGCAGUCGCUGCCUCGCUCCAAGGCUCCCCGCAGGGAUGGGGGUCCCGAGCCCCCCGGGGAGGGCAAACGCUCCUCCAAACGCCCCCACGGCACCCACGAUGGUCCCCGCGCUGCCGGAGAGGGAGCCGGGGCGGCCAAGAGGGGCAGCAAGGCCGGGGAAGGUGCGGAGAGCGCGGGGCAGCCCGAGGAGAGGAGGAUGGAGCUGGGAGAUGGAGGUGAGGAUGCUCAGGAUGCGCAGCGGGGCCGGGGAGGGAGCAGGGGUAGCACCCAAUCCCAAGGGAAUUUUGGAUCCAGGCUGCUGGGAACACGUGUGGGCUGCGGAACCUGCUGCGCUGGGGUUUGUCCCGGGUCUGGCAGCGAUUCCCAGGGUGGACACGGGUGGAAAUGUCCCUUUGGGGCAGCGUGGCACCCUCGGGUGGGAUUCCCAGAGGGUGGAAAUGCUGCGGCGGGGUCGGUGACUCCUCGGGGAGGUGUUGGAACCCCAGCCCUACUUUCCAGCCCUACUUUCUGGCCCAGUUUUCAGCCCCCGCCACAGCGUGCGAGUCACAGGAUCCCAGAAUCCGGGAAUGGUUUGGGUUGGAAAGAACAGCCGCCGAGCCGUGCGGGGGAGCCGCGGUGCCUGCAGAGCCUGCCCUGCACGGCGCUGCCCCCGAGCAUCCCCCGCUGCUGUGCCUGCGCCCCCCGCGCCGGGGGGGACCCCGAGGGCCAGGAGGAUGAGGAGGAGCCCCCCGAGAGCACCUGCAGGCUGCUGCACUUCCGCAGGUUCGCUGUCGGGGACAGAGGGGAGCUGAGCGUCGAUGGCCUCUGCACCCUGCGGGAGGCCGAGGGGGAGCUGCUGGAAACCACCGGCCCCGAAUCGGGGGGCAGGAAUGUGGGGAGCAGGAAUGUGGGGAGCAGGAAUGUGGGGAGCAGCCUCUGCCUGGCCAAAUACCUGCUGGGGGUCCUGGGGGAUCCCUUCUGUGCCGCCGUCCGCAGGGACAGGGACACGUGGCCGGGAGCCCCCGGCGGACCCGAGGGGGUGACAGGUUGGAGGCGGAGGGAAGGAGCCCCCCAGCUCUGUGACUGCUGCCAGCGUGGCUUCUUCAACUCCCACUGGAGCUGCGCCAGAUGUGGCUUCCAGCUGUGCCCCGACUGCCACCGCAGCAGGAGGGAGGAGAGCGGCGCUGAGGGUCCGGUGAUGCCACCUGAGUGCGCCCCCGGGCGGGACCACCCCGUGUCAUCCCUGGUGCCCACGCAGUUCGUGCCCAGCUGUGUCCUGACCCGGCUCUGGAAGCUCCUGCACGAGGUCAGGGUCAAGUUUGGCAUCGAGUCUCGCUGUCCCUGCGGGGAGGGGACAGCGGAGCAGAGCCUGGCGGAGUCCCCGGGCAGGCAGGAGCCGCCGGGGGCCGCAGUGCCCACCCUGCCACCCCGCAGCCACGGCCCAGCCCAGCCCACCCGGCCCAUCAAGGAAGAGAGAGCCGAGGAGGGGCCGCCGUCCCCGGGGCAGCCCCCGGCCAGGGGGGGUCCCGUGCACACCACGACCCUGUGCGACCUGCUGGCCUCCACGGCCGUGAAGCUGUGCCUGGGGCAGGACGGGGUGCGCAUGGCCUUCGCCCCCGUGGCUCCUGCCCUGCCCAGCGAUAAUCGCCUGACCAGCAUCCUGGACAGCAUCAUCGCCAGCGUGGUGGAGAGGAAGAUCCAGGAGAGGCAGGCGGGGGGCGAGCUGAGCCCCCCCAGCUGCCAGGAGCCCCCCGCAUCCCACUGCGUGCUGGCCCCCAGCGGGCUGCUCUGGCUGCACGACCCCGGCCACGCCAGCAACUACAAACUGUUCCAGGAGCACUGGCGGCAGGGCCAGCCCGUGCUGGUCUCAGGGCUGCAGAAGAGGCUGGAGGGGCGGCUGUGGGCUCCAGAAUCCUUCCAGCCCUCCGGGAAGGAGGAGGAGGAGGAGGAGGUGGAGGCGGUGAACCUGCGGAAACCGCGGAGCCGAGUCCGGAUGAGCAGCCGCGAGUUUUGGGAUGGCUUUGUCGCCAGCACAGCAUCCCCGGAGCAGGAACGGAGCGGCGGGGACCUGCUCAAGCUGGAGAGUGGCUUUGGGGACACCGAGCUGAGCCGGGCCACCAACCUGCGGGCCAGCCUGCCCCUGCCCGAGUACUGCGGGGCCAGCGGCCGCCUCAACCUGGCCACCUACCUGCGGGGACAGCGGGGCCGGCGGUGGCUGCGGCCGCGAGUCCGCGUGGCCUACGGUGUGCGUCCUCAGGAGCGGAAUUUCGGGACCAAAAACCUGACGGUGGAAGCUGCCGACACCAUCAACGUCCUGACCCACGCAGCGCCAGCCCCGCGGGAGGUGCUCCUGCCAGGGGACAUGGACGAGCUGGACGCGGGGCUGCGGGAGCGGCUCGGGGACAGCGGGCGGCCCGGGGCACUGUGGCACAUUUUCCGUGCCGAGGAUGCGGGGACGAUCCGGGAUUUCCUGCGGAAGGAAUCCGAGGAGCCGGGACAGGACGGGGAGGUCACCCCGGAGCCCCCCGGUCGUUACCUGGACCCCGCUCUGCGGCGGCGGCUGCGGGACGAGUGCGGGGUGAGCGGCUGGAGCCUCCUCCAGCUCCCCGGGGACGCCGUGCUGGUCCCCGCCGGGGCUCCCCACCAGGUGCAGAGCCUGAGCGGCACCAUCAGCGUGGAGCAGCGAUUCCUGUCCCCGGAGAGCGCCGUGCGCCUCGGCAGCGACCCCGCGGGGACCCCGCGCCACCUCCGCGCCCAGCUGGAUGGGAUGAUCUUGGCCGCAGUGCGGGAGGCUCUGGGGGUCCUGCGGGGCUGCAAGUGAGGCCAGGACGCGACGGGAGGACACCGGGGACCUCGGUCACGGCCACGGGACACCGGGGGAGCCGGGACCCGGCGCCUUGUGCUCGGUGCUUUGCUCCGAGUGCUCCCGGGAGUGCUCGGGGCAGGAGGAAUAAAGUGUCCAGCACCACCAGCACCCACCUCGGUGUCUUCUUUUAUCCCAUCGGGGGCAGGGGGGGUCUCCCUUCACCCCCUUUUCAUCCCAUCAUGGUCAGGGGUGUUCUUCCUUUAUCCUUCUCCAUCCCAUCGGGGUCAGGGGUGUUCUUCCUUCAUCCCUCUCCAUCCCAUCGGGGUCAGGGGUGUUCUUCCUUCAUCCUUCUCCAUCCCAUCGGGGUCAGGGGUGUUCUUCCUUCAUCCCUCUCCAUCCCAGGGGCACCACCAGCACCCACCUCGGGGUCUGCCUUCAUCACAGCGAGGGGCAGGGUGGUCUCCAUCACUCCCUCUCCG
Molecule: messenger RNA, 5032 nt
Organism: Catharus ustulatus (Swainson's thrush)
Lineage: Eukaryota; Metazoa; Chordata; Aves; Passeriformes; Turdidae
Gene: HR
Product: HR lysine demethylase and nuclear receptor corepressor
Exons: 19
Coding region: 426-4568 (1380 amino acids)
Biological process (GO): regulation of transcription by RNA polymerase II
Cellular component (GO): histone deacetylase complex; chromatin
Molecular function (GO): transcription coregulator activity; histone H3K9 demethylase activity; chromatin DNA binding
Source: RefSeq, a predicted model, not a curated record